Molecule: messenger RNA, 957 nt
Organism: Planococcus citri (citrus mealybug)
Lineage: Eukaryota; Metazoa; Arthropoda; Insecta; Hemiptera; Pseudococcidae
Product: peptidyl-prolyl cis-trans isomerase B
Exons: 4
Coding region: 217-852 (211 amino acids)
Biological process (GO): protein peptidyl-prolyl isomerization; protein folding
Molecular function (GO): peptidyl-prolyl cis-trans isomerase activity
Source: RefSeq, a predicted model, not a curated record
AUCGAAACUGAAAGCUAAAUUCUGCGUAAGAAAAAAAAGUGCCAAGUUGGUGUUUUCUCGAAUCUUGAAAGUUUGAAACUUUUUAAAUUAUUUUUUGAAUAUUAUUUGUUCUAUAGGAUAUAGGUUUUAAUUAAACUAAAAUGCGUUUUUGUUAAGUCUUCGUUCGGAGUUACACUUGGGUCAUUCUACUUAAUACAAUUAACAAUAAGCAAUAAGAUGUAUUCGCUUAAAGCCAUUUUUUUCCUUUCUUUCAUCGCCUUAAACUUAUCUUUUGUAUUUAGUGAUGAUGCUUCCAAAAAAAAUGGUCCCAAAGUGACUGAUAUCGUUUACUUCGACAUUUCUAUCGGUAAAGAUCAAAUUGGCCGUGUUGAGAUUGGAUUAUUCGGAAAGACUGUUCCUAAAACUGUGAAAAACUUCGUCGAAUUAGCUAAGAAAAAAGAAGGCGAAGGGUACAAAGGAAGUAAAUUCCACCGUGUUAUCAAAGAUUUCAUGAUUCAAGGAGGAGAUUUCACGAAGGGGGAUGGAACUGGAGGAAUGAGUAUUUACGGAGAUCGUUUUGAAGACGAAAACUUCAAAUUGAGGCAUUAUGGUGCUGGUUGGCUCUCUAUGGCUAAUGCCGGUAAAGAUACGAAUGGAUCUCAAUUCUUCAUUACUACUAAGCAAACUCCUUGGUUGGAUGGUCGUCAUGUAGUUUUUGGAAAAAUCUUGAAAGGAAUGAGCGUGAUUCGUAAAAUUGAAUCAUCCAAAACCAACAGUCAAGACAAACCAGAUUUGGAUGUUGUUAUUACUGAUUCCGGAGUACUAGAAGUUACUGAGCCGUUUGCUGUUGCUAAAGAAGAUGCUACAGAAUAAAUUUAUUAGGCAUUUAAAUUUGACUUAGCUUUUUAGGUAUAUCAUAUUGAAAAUUUAUGAACAAAUUGGCCAUUUUCUACUUUAAUAAACUAAUUUUAUACUGUU